GCUGCCGGGCCGCAGCGGGCACCGCACGGCGACGCUGGCACAGCCACGCAGACCCCAGCCCUCCCCUGCCCACCACGCUGCCAGAUCCCGGGCCAGCGGGGACGCCGGGAGAGAGGAGAGGGGACAGGCUUUUCCAUGGUGUCUGCUCACUACCCACCGCUGCCACCCUCGCCAGCCUGGGCACAUGUGGAUGAAGAGCGGGACCGGUGCUGGGUGCUGCUCUCUCAGCCUCCUCCACGGCUGCCCCCUUCCCUCCCCGAGCAAGGGAACCCAAGCAUCUGGGCUCCUGUCCCCUUGCAGCCACUGUCACUGGUGGGCAGAAGCCCAGUGUCCCGCUCUGGAGCCUUUCUCUGCCUGGGGGCUCGCAGCUCCCGCUUGCCCAUGCCGCCGCCUAUAAAGCGGAGCCGGAGCCGGCGGCCGGGCAGAGGCGGCGGCAGCGACAGGCAGCAGCGCCCGGCCCCCCCCCCCCCCCCCCGGCCGCCUGCCUGCCCCGGCCGGCCGGCACCAUGCGCGCCGCCCUGCUGCUGGCGCUGCCGCUGCUGCUGCUGCUCGCCCCGCUCCUGCCCGGCCGCGCCGCCCGCCCCAAGCUCGCCCUGCCCAUCCGGCCCGACACGGACCCGCUGCCCCCCGGGGGGGGCGGCAGGCUGCGCCUUCGGGGGGCAAUUCUAUGCCCUGGAGGAGACGUGGCACCCGGACCUGGGGGAGCCCUUCGGGGUCAUGCGCUGCGUUAUCUGCCACUGCGAGCCGCAGAGGAACCGCCGGGGGAAGCCAGCGGGGAAAGUGAACUGCAAGAACAUGAAGCAGGACUGCCCCGUGCCCGCCUGCCCCCGGGCCACGCUGCUGCCCGGGCACUGCUGCCACACCUGCCCCAAAGCCUCGCCAGGCCCCCCAGAGAAGAGCCCCGCACCCCCCUUCGACACCUUCGAGUACUUCCAGGACAAGGAGGACGACCUGGACAAGCCCUACAACGACCGCUCCUACCUCAGCUCCGAGGGGCUGGCCCGUGACGAUGCCCGCACAGAGUUUGUGGCCUUGCUGACGAGCGGCCCGGAGCCAUGGCACCCCACGUCCAGUGCGGUGGCCAAGGCUCGCUUCACCCUGCUGCGCUCCUACCUGCUCUUCUCCAUCAGCUACGAGCGGCUGGGGCGGCCGAGCCGGGUGCGUUUCAGUGACCCUGAGGGCAACGUGCUGUUCGAACACCCCGUGCAGAAGAGCGCUGCCCCCGAGGAUGGCAUGCUCUGCGGGAUGUGGAGGACGGUGUCCAAGGCCAACAUCCAGCUGCUGCGGGGGGAGCAGCUCCGCGUGUCCCUCGUCACCCGGGCGCAGCCCUCCGGAGAGGUCCACGGGCACAUCCUCAAGCACCGGGCGCUCUUCGCAGAGACGUUCGGUGCCAUCCUGACCUCGUCGGACCCCACGCACCUGGGCGCUGGGGGCAUGGCCAUGCUGACGCUGAGCGACACCGAGAACAACCUGCACUUCAUCCUCAUGGCCCGAGGGCUGCUGGAGCCUGGUGCCAGGGAAUCCCCCUGGGUCCCGCUGCGGGUCCGCAUCCUGCACCAGGGCCAGACGCUACGGGAGGUCCGCGCCAACAUCACCGUGGAGGACCCCGAAUUCGCAGAGGUGCUGAGCGAGCUGUCUGCCCACGAGCUGCAGUGGCUGGUGCAGGGGCAGCUCCGCAUCGUGGCCGAGACGGAGGGCCGGCACGCGUGCCAGCUGGCGGGCACCAUCACCACCCGCCGCAGCUGUGACACCAUCCAAAGCGUGCUGUGUGGAGCGGAUGCCUUGCUGCCGACCAAGACGGGGGCCGUGGGCUCGGCCAAGCUGGCGCUUCACGAGAAUGGCACCCUGGAGUACCAGGUGCAGGUGGUGGGCACCGCCAGUGAGGUAGUGGGCAUCACGCUGGAGACCAAACCCCGGCGGAAGAGCAAGAGGAACGUCCUGUUCGACAUGACGCCCAGCUACAAGGACGGGCUGGCCCGGGGUGCCUGGCAGAGCCCCAGCGCCCGUGAUGCCCACAUGCUGCUGCAGAAUGAGCUCUUCCUCAAUGUGGCCACCAAGGACUGGGUGGAGGGCGAGCUGCGGGGCCAGGUCAUCUCCCUGCCCUACAGCGGGCUGCUCGCCCGCUACACAGAGAUGCCCGUGGUGCUGGCAGGGCAGCUGGUGUCCCCCCCGGUGGGCAGUGGGGCCGGGGGGCAUGCCUGGCUCUCGCUGGAUGAGCACUGCCACCUGCACUACGAGAUCUCGGUGGCGGGGCUGGGACGCCCGGCCGACGGCACCGUCAGCGCCCACCUCCACGGAGUAGCUGAGCUGGGCGAGAUGGGCGCCCGUCCCCACCAGCAUAAGCGCCUGCUCAAGGGUUUCUACAGCACCGAGGCUCAGGGGGUGGUGAAAGACCUGGAUGCCGACCUGCUGCAGCACCUGGCCCAGGGCACUGCUUUUCUGCAAGUCAGCACCAAAGCCCACCCACACGGGGAGAUGCGGGGACGGGUGCACAUCCCCAACCGGUGCCAUGCAGGAGGGACCCGCCUGGCCCCGGGGGAGGCCGAGCUCUCUGAGGGUGCCAAGACCAGGGACAUGGAGCAGCUGAAGAAGGACCCCAACUCCUGCUUCUUUGAGGGGCAGCACCGGGCACACGGCACCCGCUGGGCACCCGACUAUGACAAGAAGUGCUCCAUCUGCAGCUGCCAGAAGCGCACGGUGAUCUGUGACCCCAUCCUGUGCCAGCCCCUCAACUGUACCCACCAGGUGCACCCCGAGGAGCUGUGCUGCCCCAUCUGCGAAGAGAAGAAGAUGGGGCAGGAGGAGCUGAAGCUGGAGCGGGCACGGGACAGUAGCGAGGGCUGCUACUUCGAUGGGGACAAGACGUGGCGAGGCUCUGGCACCCGCUGGCACCCCGUUGUGCCCCCCUUUGGCCUCAUCAAAUGUGCCAUUUGCACCUGCAAGGGCACCACGGGCGAAGUGCACUGUGAGAAGGUGCAGUGCCCGCGGCUCACCUGUGCCAACCCCGUGCGCGCCAGCCCCUCCGACUGCUGCAAGCAGUGCCCAGCCCCGGAGAAGAGCGUCCCCGAGCUGGCCGACACCAUGCAGGCGGAUGGGCCGCGGGCGUGCCGCUUCGGGCGCCGCUGGUACCUCAACAAUGAGAGCUGGCACCCCUCCGUGCCCCCCUUCGGAGAAAUGAAGUGUAUCCUGUGCUGGUGUGUGUCGGGGGAGACACACUGCCAGCGCCAGGAGUGCCCGCCGGCCGCCUGCGCCAGCCCCGCCAGGAGGGACAACCCCUGCUGCGCCAAGUGCCGCGCCCCCGAUGCCCCCCCGGAUGCACGGGAGAAGGUCCAUGAUGCCAGAGCGGAGGCGUGGAGCCGCUGACCAGUGACCGCUGCCCGGAGCGGGGCGAGCGCACAGCGAGGCCAGGCGGCCGUGGGGGGGGUCCCCGCCACCCAUUGCCCCCGCGCAGGGCGGGGGGCACAGAGGAGCAUGGCAGGGUGGAUGCGGCCAGGCGCCCAGCCUGGGCACCCCGUCUCGGCACGGCCGCGAUGCCGGGGCUGCCCUGCCCACUUGUGCCAGCGGGCAGCGGCUGGGCUGGCGGAGGCUGGGGCACCCGCUGCUCUCCCCCUCCGAGCCCCCCUGGCCAGCAGGCGCAGCGGGCAUCGUGCCCACCUUGUACAUAGUGUAAAAUCCCUCCGGCCCCUGUCUUGCUGCGCCCGCGCUGGCUCGGCCGGGCUCGUCACAUAAUUUAUGGUGCCCGUGGAUGGGGGUCCCGAUGUAUUUAUUAAAACCAGAGCUAUUGCCCA
Molecule: messenger RNA, 3788 nt
Organism: Aquila chrysaetos chrysaetos
Lineage: Eukaryota; Metazoa; Chordata; Aves; Accipitriformes; Accipitridae
Gene: CHRD
Product: chordin
Exons: 25
Coding region: 136-3363 (1075 amino acids)
Biological process (GO): multicellular organism development
Molecular function (GO): protein binding
Source: RefSeq, a predicted model, not a curated record